GAUCCAUGACAAAGUCUCAUCCGUUCAUAAGCAGUUUAUGUAUUGUUUGUGUCGACUAUGAUGAUGGAUAAGCUAACAGCGCGACAAAGGAGCCAGCUGCCCACCUGUUACUAUGAGGGAUACUUGGAGAAAAGGUCUUUCAAAGAUAAGACAUCUAGGAAACUGUGGACGUGCCUUUGUGGAAACACACUGUUCUUCUUCAAUGAGAAGAGAGACACUGACUACAUCGAGAAGGUGGAUCUCAGGGGAUUUGUGUCCAUAACAAAUGACUGCAGCCAGGAUCGUAACCUUGGUGCAGCCAGACUCAAUCUCCAGCUGAAAGGGGAAAAUAUCAGAAUCACUGCUCCUAACGCAGAGGCUCGUGAGCUGUGGAGGGGUUACAUCUGCUCCGUGGUCGAGCUUGCAGUACCAGCCUCCAUUAACCUGCUGCCAGGACAGAUCCAGAUGCUGAAAGAGACCGUGGAAAAGGAGGAGGCAAGAAUAAAUAACGCCUCGCCACCUGUUGUCACCAACAGCGCUGCUCUAGUCAGCCUGCAAGGGGACAAGCCAGCUUGUUACCACAACGUGACCCGACUGGAGGCGGAGCUUCUGCUGGAGAGAGAAGCCGAGAGAGGAAACAUGCUGCUGAGACCCGGAAGUACAGGAAGCUCUUUUGCUGUGACCACCAGACAGCACCUGGAGGGCUCCGUAAUUAGACACUACCGGGUGACUCCCGAACACACUGGGGGCUUCUUCAUUGAUGUGGAUAAUCCUGUUCUGUGUGCCACGCUUCAUGAUGUCAUCGAUUAUUUAGUGGAGAAAACCAACAGAGUUCUGACUCCUCUUAUCUUUGAGGAAACCUAUGAAAAAAACAUCUCUUUUAUUUGUAAAGAUUGUGAAAACGGAGAGAGCACCCUUCUGCAGGCCCCGACGAGCCUUGGCCCACCAAGUGCCCACCCCAAGAAAGUAGCUCCAAGAAUUCCAAUCCAUGAACCAACUGAAGAAGACAAUGUUUCCCUAAAUGACCAGCUGGAAGAGAAAGAAAAAGAGAUGGAUAGUUCAUCAGCUGCUUCACUGCAACAACUUCACAAAAAAGCAGCAAAGAAAGCAAUUAUGCCUCCAGUUCCUGCUCCUCGCAGACUGCUCCCAUCACCCGACCGCACCAACAGGGAUCAGAAGAUGAGACCAACAGACCCACAGGGCCAGAUUCCACUUGCAGCCAUAUCCGAGCUAAAACUCAAGUUUGGGCAAAUAGCCCGGUGUUGAGUGACUUCUCCUGGUGAGAAUACUCUGAAGAUCUGUGAAUAUAUGGGACUAUAUGGAAGUACUUCUAAGACCAUUUGGAAACGUCUUGGAACAUCUGCCCCGUCGGUGCCACCUUGUCCCCAAAGUGCUUCUGCACAUUUUGCACAUUCCUUUCGCAUUGGUUUGCAUUUUAGAUUCCAUUAUUAUGUGCUGCUUUUGUCUCCUGUAAAUAUUUUUACAUAGCAACUAUAUAUACAUAUAUGUACACUCACCGGCCACUUUAUUAGGUACACCUGUCCAACUGCUCGUUAACACUUAAUUUCUAAGCAGCCAAUCACAUGGCGGCAACUCAGUGCAUUUAGGCAUGUAGACAUUGUCAAGACAAUCUCCUGCAGUUCAAACCGAGCAUCAGUAUGGGGAAGAAAGGUGAUUUGAGUGACUUUGAACGUGGCAUGAUUGUUGGUGCCAGAAGGGCUGGUCUGAGUAUUUCAGAAACUGCAAAUCUACUGGGAUUUUCACGCACAACCAUCUCUAGGGUUUACAGAGAAUGGUCCGAAAAAGAAAAAACAUCCAGUGAGCGGCAGUUCUGUGGGCGGAAAUGCCUUGUUGAUGCCAGAGGUCAGAGGAGAAUGGCCAGACUGGUUCGAGCUGAUAGAAGGGCAACAGUGACUCAAAUAACCACCCGUUACAACCAAGGUGGGCAUAAGAGCAUCUCUGAACGCACAGUACGUCGAACUUUGAGGCAGAUGGGCUACAGCAGCAGAAGACCACACCGGGUGCCACUCCUUUCAGCUAAGAACAGGAAACUGAGGCUACAAUUUGC
Molecule: messenger RNA, 2047 nt
Organism: Pungitius pungitius (ninespine stickleback)
Lineage: Eukaryota; Metazoa; Chordata; Actinopteri; Perciformes; Gasterosteidae
Product: signal-transducing adaptor protein 1-like
Exons: 13
Coding region: 58-1245 (395 amino acids)
Molecular function (GO): signaling adaptor activity
Source: RefSeq, a predicted model, not a curated record